UAUCUGAGGGGGCUAAGGCCCUCCCUGAAUGAAACUUUAGAAAAUAUAUUAAACAAUUCGUCAACACCAAUUUCAAGUCCUAAACCUUAAAAGUCUUGAUUGUUUCUCCAUAUCCAAAUAUGUAUAUGUAUAUGCAUAUGCAUCAAAGUACCAUAUAAAAACAUACGCAAUCUGUAUCUCAAAAUAAAAGUAAAUGCAGAGCUUUGACUUUUGAUAUCAAGAAAUUAAAGAUUUUCACCUUAUGGAUGAUGACAUGAAAAGAGACUUAUUCAAUGAGCUACCUUUUUUCUUAAAACAUCUUUGUAACUCCCAGAAACUCUCAAGUCUUCAGGUUCUGCAACUACGCCAAAUACACGGACGGCUGCGGUUUGACGAUGUCGAUAGACAACACUGCCUUUGCUGGUCUUUUUGAAUCCUUGUUGGCUGAUAUUACAGUAGUCACAGAAUCAGUAGAGUGCAUAGAAGUAGAGCAGGAGAGUUUCUUUGAAGCUGGAUGCUACCUUUAUCGAGUUUUUCCAGUGAUAAUGGAGUUGAAGUAUACUGAGAAAACCCCGAAAAAUGCAAAACAGAUUUUAGAAACUAUUUCCCAGAAUGUCAAUCUGGCAAAAGAUCUUGUGGGAGAUUGCGAUAAAAAUAACCAACCAGUUUCAGAUUCUGAACUUGGAAGCAUCAUAGGCCAGCUGGAAGGGGUGAUAAAAGACAUAGGUGAGUGUUUGUGCUUGAUACCAUCUGCAACAUUUGGGGGCGAGGGAUAUGCAGAAACUGCAGUCCGGUCUCUUUCAGAGGAACUGCAGAAUGUCCACUUCAAAGUUAAGAGACCUCAAGAACUACGAACUAAAGAGCUUGAACCACAGAUGUCUUUUGCAGCAGAGCAGCAUAAGAAAUCUAAAAUGGCAACAGAAAGUUCUCAAAUGCCACAACUAACGCAGAAUGUCCACAUUGAAGUUAAGCAACCUCAACCUCAAGAACUACGAACCAAAGAGCUCAAACCGCAGACAUCUUUUGCAACAGAACCGCAUAAGAAAUCAAAAAUGGAAAUAGGAAGUUCUGAAAUGCCACAACUAAUGCAGAAUGUCCACAUUGAAGUUAAGCAACCUGAAGAUCUACGAACCAAAGAGCUCAAACCACAGAUGUCUUUUGCAAAAGAACCACAUAAGAAAUCAAAAAUGGCAACAGAAAGUUCUCACAUGCCACAACUAAUGCCAAUGGAUUCAGAUCUUUACUCUGUCAAUGUGGAAGUCUCUGUUUCCACAGAAAGUUCUCAAGCUUCGAACAUGCCAUGCCUAAAUGAUUUCCUUAAAAUUACAAAUCAGAAAAGCCAGAAUGAGAACGUAAACAAAUCCUUGUCCACAUUGCCACAGGUAGCUCAUUAUAUCGAACCUAUGUAUGACACUUUCUUCUGUCCAUUGACUAAGCAGAUUAUGGAUGACCCAGUUACCAUUGAGAGUGGAGUGACAUAUGAGAGGAAGGCGAUAAUGGAGUGGUUUGAAACGUUCAGUCAUCUAGAGGAUAUAAUCUGUCCAACAACAGGGAUGAAGCUCACGAGCAGGGUUUUAAGCACCAAUGUUGCUCUAAAGACCACAAUAGAGCAAUGGAAGGAUAGGAAUGAAGCUGCAAGGAUCAAGGUUGCUCGUGUGGCAUUAUCUUUGGCUAGUUCGGAUAAUAUGAUACUAGAGGCAAUAACAGAUCUGCAACAUAUCUGCAAAAGGAAUCAGUACAAUAAGGUACAAGUGCUCAGUGUUGGAAUAUUGCCAUUGCUUAUUAAGUUAAUCGGAUACAAAAAUAGAGAUGUCAGAUGUGGAGCCCUGGAACUAUUACUACAAUUGGCUGAGGAAGACAACGAAAGAAAGGAAAUGAUUGCUAAUGCAAUGGAUUUAUCAACGCUACUGGCGUUGUUAUCAAGUAGCCACCAGUCCGUUCGGCAUGCAUCAUUGCUUCUCUUGCUUGAGCUUUCAAGAGGUCAAGCUUUGGGUGAAAAAAUUGGGUCAGCAACUGGAGCCAUUUUGAUUCUGAUCAGAAUCAAAUAUAACCAUCAGGUCGAUCACUUUGCUUCACAAAAAGCAGAUGAAAUUUUAAAGAACCUGGAGAGAUUUCGAGACAACAUAAAGCAGAUGGCAGAGUAUGGGUUCUUGGACCCUCUUUUGAAUCAUCUAACCGUAGGUUCCAAGGAGGUGCAAAUGGAAAUGGCAAGCUACUUAGGGGAAAUCAUACUUGGUAAUGACAGCAAAACUUAUGUGGCCGAGAGGGCUUCUCCUAGUCUCUUUAAAAUGGUGCAAAGUGGUAACACCAUUAUCAGAAAGGCAGCAUUUAAGGCUUUAGCACAAAUCUCAUCUCACCAUCCAAAUGCCCGGAUACUAGUAGAAGCUGGUAUUGUCCAAAUUAUGGCUGAAGAGAUGUUCGCUCGUAGGAUAUAUGAUGAACCAAUGAACUCAAAGAAAGAAGCUGCUGCAAUACUUGCUAAUAUUCUCGAGUCGGGGGUUGAGCAUGAUAGCAUCCAAGUAAAUCCUCAUGGCCACAGGAUAAGUUCAGAUUAUGUUGUCUAUAACAUUAUCUGCAUGCUUAAAAACUCCACAGCUCAUGAACUCGACAUCAAUCUCAUCAGAAUCCUCUUAUGCCUCACAAAGUCACCCAAGUCAAUGGCAACAAUUGUCUCAGUUGUGAAUGAGACUGAAGCAAGCUACACUCUCAUUGAACUCAUCAAUACCCAACAUGAACAACUUGGGAUUGCAGCAAUCAAGCUACUCAUUACCCUUGCAUCACAUGUCGGUAACACACUAGCAGAGAGGCUCUGCAAAACCAGGGGGCAGCCUGAGAGUUUAAUUGAGAGCCAGACAGAAACUAACCACAUCACUGAGAAGCAGGCAGUUUCAGCAAAAUUCCUAGCAAAACUCCCCCAACAGAAUCUAACACUCAACCUUGCUCUUCUGCACAAGAAUGUUGUCCCCACGAUCCUUCAGAGAAUCAUUUUGAUCCAAAGAAGUGGAAUAAGAACUAGCAGGCAUGCAACUGUUUACUUAGAGGGCCUAGUUGGGAUUCUUGUUAGAUUCACAACUACACUGUAUGAACCACAGAUCUUGUUUUUAGCAAAAGCUCACAACCUCACAUCGGUGUUCACGGAAUUGCUCACAAAGACAUCCAGUGAUGAAGUUCAAAGAUUAUCAGCAACUGGACUAGAGAAGCUCUCAUUAGAGACAGUUAAACUAUCAAAGCCACCAAAAAUUAAGAAAACCAAGCUUACAAACUUGUUCCACCUGCCAAAGCUUCUAUCUUCCAGUUUAUCAAAAAGGAGAAAGAUACCAUUACUGUGUCCAGUUCAUAGAGGGGUAUGUUCUUCAGAAACCACAUUUUGUUUGAUUGAUGCAAACGCUAUCGAAAGGCUAUUGGCGUGCCUGGAUCAUGAGAAUAACGAGGUAGUUGAAGCUUCAUUGGCAGCUAUAUGUACUUUGCUGGACGACAAUGUUGAUGUGCACAUGAGUGUGAGCCUGUUGAGUGAAGUAAAUGCUAUUCAACAUAUCUUGAAUGUGGUGAAAGAGCACAGACAAGAGGGCCUGUGGCAGAAAUCAUUUUGGAUGAUUGAAAAAUUCCUAGUUAAAGGUGGAAAUAAGUCAGCUUCAGACAUAUCACAGGAUAGGUUACUGCCUGCCUCAUUGGUUAGUGCUUUUCAUCAUGGGAAUGGUAGUACAAGGCAGAUAGCUGAGAAUAUUUUAAGACACUUAAAUAGGAUGCCAAACACCUCAACUAGUUAUUACACCAUGUAAAAAAGAUACCCCAGAUUCACUCCGAUGUUAAGUUAAAGCACCUGCCUUUAUGAAGUACACCCCUUUAUUAUAGUAUCAAUCAUUCUAAGUUGUUUCAGAAAGGAAAAAGAAAAACUUAAUUUGUGUUAUACUGUCAAAUUGUCUACCAAAUCUAUAAAUCUUAUUAACCAGAGAUGACAGAUAUGCUAGGACGAUGUUUUCAAGUUCAACUCACUCAGACAAAUUUAUCAUUAUUAUAGUCUAAGAUCAAUCCAUGAUACAUUUCAUAUUUCUCUUUUAAAGGAACUUGAGCAAGUUUUAAACGGUGGAAAUGCUAUUGCACAAAAAAGGGAGAAAUGUAGUGGAGGAUUUUGGUCAAAGAGGCAAUCCUUUCCAAGUUUUGACGUACCCAGAAGUCCCAGAAAUACUGAUUAGCCAUGGAGACAUGAACUAGAGAAAUAGACAGCAAGGUAGCAAAGAAAAUUAGCCUUGGCAUGUAGCAGAACCAAAUGAUCUGUGAAAUAUUUGUGGGUUUUUGGCAGGCAGGAUUCAGCCGGCAGCCUGUCAAAUACAGUCGUUGACAUAAUAACCGUUGUUUCAACAUUCAAUGCAUCUUCCUGAUAAUACCUUCCGAGACCAAGUCCUUUUUAUGCGAAUAAUCCAGUGAUUUGGUCAUUUGAAUAGUUAGCCAAAGGUUUGAUCUACUCAUCAUCAGUUUUGGGCAUAGAAAACAGCAUCACCAGAAAUCUCCACACGAGCAUGUUCCAUUUUUAAACAAGUGGAAGCGGACAGCAUCUCUUACUAGUAUCUCUCUCUGUGUUAUCUUAGAAAUAUACUUAGUCGCAUUAUGGCAAUCCCCACACACCCUAAGAUUUUUAACUAUCCGUAUGGGAAGCCCGGGAGGGAUAAAUAUCAACCCAAAUGCAAUUGCAAGCCUCUCACUGUGGUAAUUAAGCAUCUUUUUCUUUUCUGAUUCCUCAACAUCAUGAAGAACAGUACUCAGAUCCGGUACAUAACCCUCUUCUAUCAUCUUGAGGUUUAGUUUGUCAAGCUCAGCAUAUAUCCGAUCUGAAAACGGACUUGUCUGGUCAUCUGCUGAGAAAAUGUGCACUUUGCCUUUAUAUUUGAUCCAACUGCAUCCCGGUUCCUUUCUCACUCCUUUAUUUCUCAUUCCCCUCCUUAAUUCUGACACAUAAUCCCAUUUUCCUUUAGCAGCAUAUAUGCUUGAGAGUAAGAUGUAACCUGCAGGAUUGCUGGGCUCUAGUUCCUGAAGGGAUGCAGCUGCCCAUUUCCCAACUUCCAAGUUACCAUGCAGUCUACAUGAGCUAAGUAAGGUGGACCAACCAAUUGCAUCAGGAGGCAUAGGCAUUUUGUUUAUAAAGCAUCUUGCUUCCUCUAACCUUCCAGCUCGGCUAAGAAGGUCAAUCAUGCAAGUAUAAUGAUCAACAACGGGCAUGAUUCCAUGUUCUUUUACCAUUGACUCAAAAUACUGAUACCCUUUUUCCACUAGUCCUGCCCUACUGCAAGCUGAUAGAACACCAACAAAAGUAACUUCAUCAGGUUUUAGACCAUGAGCUAACAUUUUUUGAAACAAAUCAAUUGUUUCAUUGGCUUUACCAAACUGAGCAUACCCUGACACCAAUGCAGUCCAGGAAACUUCAUCCCUAAAAUUCAUCUCAUUGAAAAGCCGGUUAGCUUCUUCUAUACUUCCACAUUUGCUAUAUAAAGUAACAAGUGCAUUAGAAACUGUUGUGAAAGAAAUUAAGCCAGAAACUAUUGCUUGGCCAUGAAAUUGUGAACCCUCUUCUAAGCUUGCUAGGUUUGCACAUGAGCUAAUUACACUUCCUAGAGUAUAAUAAUCAGGGUUGAUGUCAUUUCUCUGCAUGUCAUCAAAGACUCUAAUAGCUUCUUCACUGUACCCAUUCUGGCCAUAACCGACUAGCAGUGCAGUCCAGGACACAACAUUCUUGUGGGUCAUCCUCUUGAAAACUGCCUCGGCAGACGCUAUCCUUUUGCACUUGCAAUACAUGUCAACAAGUGCACUGCCUACAAAGACAUUAUCCAUAUGAUUAGCUCUAAUUACAAAAGCAUGAGCUUGCUUGCCUUCUUUCAGGGCCAUUAAACCCCCACAGGCCGUCAACAUACUUCCAAAGGUAAACUGAUCCAUAACCAAGCCUUCUGUCCUCAUCUCUCUGAACAAAUCAAUAGCCUCUUUAUACAAAUCAUUCUGAGUCAAUCCCGUGAUCAUAGUAGUCCAAGAAAUGGGAUCUUUUUCCCGCAUACUGUGAAACAACGACCAGGAAUCCUCCACCAUACCACACCUCAAAAACCCAGUAAUCAUUGUGUUAUACAUUACCACAUUCCGCUCUGGCGUUUCAUCAAAAACUUGUUUUGCAUCAUAAACAAACCCCGCCUUUGAAUACAUAUCCAUCAAAGGACAACCCACAAACAGAUAAGAUCCAAACCCAAACUUCACAAUCUGCCCAUGAAUUUGCCUACCCAAAUCAAUACACCCUUGACUAGAAGACAAUAUAAGCAUAGUAGAAAACGUAAUCCUAUUCAAAUUAGCUGCUUCAUCCCCCAACAUUGAAUUAUAACCCUUCACAGCAUCAGUUACCAAGGCACGAGAAGCAUACCCCGAAAUAAGGGAAUUCCAAGAAACCCCAUCACGCUUAGGCAUGCGGUUAAAUAUAUCAUUCAUGUCUGAAAGAUUCCCAGACUUCGAAUAAGUAAAAAGAAUAGUGUUCCAUGAAAAGAGAUUUGGUUGGGGAAUUUUAUCAAACACGUUGCGUGCGUAGGUCAAAUCCCCUAGUUUACUGUAUGCAUUAACAAGAUUGUUUAAUAGGAAUGUUUCAGGGUCUUUUAUGGUUCUAAGAAUGUGGCAAUGGAUUUUCUUUGCCUGGGACCGGUUUCGGGUCUCGGUGCAGAUUUUCAGUAAUGAACAGUAGUAGUUAGAGUUGGAAGACAUUUUCUGUCUAUUGAAAACAAUUAGUUGGCGGGAAUUGGCGUUGGCCCUUUUCGGCCUAAAAUAAGAGUAAAAGAUACAUAUAUAUAUAUAUAUAUAUAUAUCAGCUGGUUUCGGUGUGUUUUAUCGGCCUGUUUGAGGCAUUGGGUUUUUUCUGGGAAGCUCUUUGUUGGACUGGAUGCUGUCAAAUUUUUUAUACAAGGAAAGGGUUAUCCAAAGAUCGAUAUCAGCUGGAAAAUAUCAAGUAAGUCAACACUUGAAUUCAUUUGACUUAGUUACGAAAUAAAACCGUAAGUGGUUUCGAAGAGGGGAAAAAAUGAGUAGUAAGAUUGAAGAACAUUAUGUGUCCUUAAAAAGUUAAUAAACAAAUUGCAACUUACAUCUCUUAACUGAACAAAAUACAUCUCUUUCAUCACUAAAUUACAGUAAGACAUCAUCUAAGAAUACUAGAUAACACAUUACUCAUAUAUCACAAAAGAUUUCCAUAUUAUCAAUCUAUACAAUCAUACAAAUGUAUCACUUCCCUAACAUUACAGUUAACGAACGA
Molecule: messenger RNA, 7249 nt
Organism: Gossypium arboreum
Lineage: Eukaryota; Viridiplantae; Streptophyta; Magnoliopsida; Malvales; Malvaceae
Product: putative U-box domain-containing protein 42
Exons: 4
Coding region: 375-3758 (1127 amino acids)
Biological process (GO): protein ubiquitination
Molecular function (GO): ubiquitin-protein transferase activity; protein binding
Source: RefSeq, a predicted model, not a curated record